Messenger RNA from Medicago truncatula (barrel medic), 835 nucleotides. Its product is annotated as membrane magnesium transporter. The transcript is spliced from 4 exons. Lineage: Eukaryota; Viridiplantae; Streptophyta; Magnoliopsida; Fabales; Fabaceae. Bases 279 to 599 code for a protein of 106 amino acids. Gene Ontology annotation, cellular component: Golgi apparatus; early endosome; plasma membrane. The record is from RefSeq and is a predicted model, not a curated record.
AAAGUCCGCUCGUCAAAAUUAUUUUUCGAAGAAAAACAAAACUCAAGUAUAUAACAAGGGUUUCUCCAAAAAAAAAACAAAAUUUACUUAUGCCUUUAUUAACGUGCUCCUUUGGGUUUAACCAAACAUUUACUCAAUUGAUUAAGAAAAUAAAUUGCAAUUAGCAUGUUUUAGUGUACCCUUGGAGCUAAUUACUUCUCCAACCGUGUCUUCAUCGUUCCUCAUCGAAAUCUCCGACCUUUGUCUUUCUGAAACCAAACAAGAUCGCACCGAAAACAAUGGGUUUAGGUUUCACUAUUGGAUUCAUCGGUGUUCUUAUUCUAUUUCACGCUGCUUAUUCAACCAUCCAAUAUAGGACUUUGUUGAAGAUUACAGAAGAAGAGUUUUCUGGGUCUCCUUUGAUUGUUGUGAUUGAACUUACUUUAGGUUUAUUGCUUUGUACUUGGGCUGCUUUGAAUGUGCCUGGGAAGUUUUUGUGUAUCCUCCCAGAUUCUGAUGAGAACAGGAUUGUUUCUUUACCUGGCAACUUGGACUUCAUGAUCUUCAACCAUCGAGGCAAAAUCUUUCCGGUUGAAAUGAAUGAGAGGCUGAGACAUUGAGGACUUUUCUAUAGUUGAAUUAAGCACCUUCUUUAUAUGAGGGAGAAAGUUAUUUUGUGUAACAUUGGAUAAGUUUUUUUUAGCAUUUGAUUUCUCUUUUGUAGCUUCAUACUUUACAUUUUUGUAUUGGGCACCUGUCUGUAAUUUCAACAGGAUGUUACUACUAGAGCCAUUUAUUUAUGAUGAGGUAGCCACAAGCUGACCAUACUUAUGUGAAUGAUUUGCUUACAACUUGA